Molecule: messenger RNA, 2562 nt
Organism: Ipomoea nil (Japanese morning glory)
Lineage: Eukaryota; Viridiplantae; Streptophyta; Magnoliopsida; Solanales; Convolvulaceae
Exons: 2
Coding region: 1-2562 (853 amino acids)
Source: RefSeq, a predicted model, not a curated record
AUGUCCAUGGAGGACAUCCGACGCAACAUCCACUCUCCACCACUAUCGUCACGUCCACCUCAUCGCUCUGGUAACCGGAAUCUUCCCCAUUCCUCCACCCAUCCAACCCAUACAUCCGUGGAACCACAGGCUUUCCAUGCUCCAAUUGGUGGGAUACGCUUGGAAUUACCCAUAUUUUCUAGUACUGAUCCUUACGGGUGGAUAUUCCAGAUCCAGGAAUAUUUUGAUUUCUAUGGUGUGGUCGACGCCAACCGACUACGCAUGGCAGCUUUUGCAAUGGAAGGUGACGCAUCAGAAUGGUAUCGCUGGAUUAAGAACAAUAACCUGUUGAGUACAUGGCCAGAUUUCAUGGAGAAGGUAAAACUUCGCUUUGGUCCAUCUCAGUUUAUUGAUCAUCGUGGUCAGCUCUCAAAAUUGACUCAGAUAGGCACAAUGGUAGAGUAUCAAAGUCAGUUUGAGAAAUUGUUGAACAAGGUAACCGGCAUCUCAGAAGAAAUGUUGAUCUCUAUGUUUAUUGCUGGUUUAAAACCAUAUUUGGAGCAAGAAUUAUUACUUGCCAAGCCUGCUACGUUGGAAGAAGCUUUUGCAUUGGCCAAAAUGUUUGCAGGAAAGCAUGAAUUAUUGCAACAACCUAACCGACCAAGACAACAAUGGAUUUCUACGCCAACUCCUUUAGCCUCGCGACAACAGCAAGUUCUUACGAAUCUUGUAUCAUCCUCCGGCCACAUGUUGACGCAACCGCGUCCUCUAUCGACCGCUAGCCAGAAUCCUCCACUACCCAACAUACCUAUCCGUCAUUUAUCCGCUGCUGAGAUGCGUGAUAAACGGAACAGAGGCUUGUGUUACAAGUGUAAUCAGAAAUGGUCUGUCAACCAUCACUGCAACUGCAAAUUUCUUAUGUUGUUAGGCGUCAAUGAUGACGAGUCAGAGGGAGUUUUGGAGCCGAUACGUCCUGAAGAUGAAAUCACCAUCUCGCCUGAUAUUUCUACACUGAAUACUCUUGUCAGUGUCCCUAAUCCCCGCUCGCUGCGCAUUGAAGGGGUGAUUAAUAGUCAACCCGUGCAUAUUCUGAUUGAUGGGGGAAGCACUCAUAAUUUCGUCCAACCUGCCAUUGCCAAGAAGUUGAAUUUAUUCACCACUUCGAUAGACCCUUUUCGUGUUUAUAUUGGUAAUGGUGAUUAUCUCAGAUGCCAGUUUCGUUGCCCGGAGGUACCACUAGUCCUGCAAGAGGCAAACUUUACUAUCGACUUAUUUGUGCUGCCGAUUCAGGGUCCUGAUAUUGUUCUUGGGGUGCAAUGGUUGCAGCAAUUGGGAAAAAUCACGCAUGACUAUGCUCAACUCUCUAUGGAAUUUAAUUGGCAAGGUCGUCUAAUUUCCCUUCAGGGAGACCAACAUAUGCAUCUUCAACAUGUUUCAUUCAACCAGUUACAGGCUUUAUUUCACGGAGGACGUAUAGAAGACAUUUAUGAAUUGUUUUAUUUCUCAACUGAGGAGGAGAACCAGAAUAUCCAAGUACAUUCACAUUCAGAAUUACUGGAUAUUCCACCCGGCAUCCCUACUGAAGCUACGGAUCUAAUACAUGCUUUUGAGCACAUUUUUCGUACUCCCCACACACUGCCUCCCCAUCGAAUGUUAAACCAUAAAAUUCAUUUGCUACCGGGGUCUAAGCCGAUGAAUGUGCGGCCCUACCGCUAUCCAUAUUUUCAAAAAUCAGAGAUGGAAAAAUUGGUUAAAGAAAUGCUCGAGCAAGGUACAAUUCGUCCAAGCCAAAGCCCUUUUUCGUCUCUGGUGGUACUGGUUAAAAAGAAAGACGACACUUAUCGUUUUUGUGUGGAUUACUGUGCUCUUAUGAUUCCCACUAUUGAUGAGUUAUUUGAUGAAUUGGGUGGCUCGGCGAUCUUUUCAAAGUUGGACCUUCGUGCUGGGUAUCAUCAGAUACGAGUCCAUGAAAAGGAUAUCUAUAAGACAGCGUUUCGAACUCAUGAGGGUCACUAUGAGUUCAUUGUCAUGCUGUUCGGGUUAACAAAUGCCCCAUCAACAUUCCAGGCUACGAUGAAUUCCAUCCUUGCUCCUUUUCUACUUCGUCAUUGCAAUACCAUUCGUCAUCUCAGAAUGGUGUUUGAGUGUUUGGCAAAUCACACUUUUUAUGUUAAACUCUAUAAGUGUAAAUUUUGCCAAUUGUCUGUGGAUUACUUGGACCAUAUCGUGGCUGCCAGUGGAAUACAUGCCGAUCCAUCGAAAAUUGAAGCUAUGGUUUCCUGGCCACAACCCAGAAAUCAGAAACAAUUACGGGGGUUUUUAGGCCUAACAGGGUAUUAUCGACGUUUCGUUCAGGGAUAUGCUAAAAUCGCUGCUCCUUUGACUAAUCUUUUGAAAAAUGAUUCAUUUAAUUGGUCAGAUGCAGCAACCACUGCUUUUCUACAAUUAAAAAGUGCAAUGUCCAAGGCGCCAGUUUUACGAUUGCCAGAUUUUAAGAAAAUAUUUAUUGUGGAAACUGAUGCAUCGGAUGUUGGCAUUGGCGCAGUGUUGCUUCAGGAUGAGCAGCCCCCUUGCUUAUUUUAG